Exserohilum turcica Et28A is the source of this 3762-nucleotide messenger RNA. RefSeq names its product glycoside hydrolase family 2 protein. The transcript is spliced from 8 exons. Gene Ontology annotation, molecular function: beta-mannosidase activity. The coding region runs from base 1 to 3762 and encodes 1253 amino acids. Gene Ontology annotation, biological process: carbohydrate metabolic process; glycoprotein catabolic process. The record is from RefSeq and is a predicted model, not a curated record. Lineage: Eukaryota; Fungi; Ascomycota; Dothideomycetes; Pleosporales; Pleosporaceae.
AUGUCUCAGAUGACUCACCUCGGAAAGGCCCGUAGCCAGCCUAUAGUUUCCAUUUCUAUCGCUCGACUAUGUUCUGCAUUUUUCCUGCUGGGCGCGCUGCCGCUUGCCGAGGGCCUGCAUCACAUGGCGUUAAAAGCGCCUCUUAAAACCAAUCGACGAAAACUGGAUAUUACGCCUCUCCUGGUAACCAACCGUUGUCCCGACAAUAUCUGGCCGGGAAUCUCGACCCAAUCCGGCACGGGCCCAGGCGAGAACGGCUUCCAGUUAAAGCCUGGAGAGACAAAAAACCAGACCGUGUCGGAAGACUGGCAGGGCCGCGUGUGGGGGAGGACAAAUUGUUCCUUUAGCGACGAUGGCUCGUCCGCAGCUUCGGGGCGGGGGAAGGCUUGUGCAACCGGAGACUGCAAUGGCGCCUUAAACUGUCAAGUCGGAGGCGAUGUUCCCGUCUCUCUUGCUGAAUUCACUCUGGACGCUGGCGAUGGCCACACCUACUAUGACAUCUCGUUGGUCGAUGGCUACAACCUGCCCAUGGCAAUUGUCCUUCAGCCGCUUGAAAACGUCACACUAGACGACAUCCCGCCAAAUCUGACCAACCCGUCGUGCCAGGGCACAGACGGCCUGCUCGCUCCGCAAGGUUACGAUCCCUACUCGGAAUAUCCAGACUUCCUCAGCACCAACACGUCGUAUCCGCUACCUUUUGACCAGGACGUGGAUGGAAAUAAGAUUUCGAGAUGGUGUCCCUGGGAUUUGCAACAGAACCCCCCGGAGAAGCCUGGAGACGGCGUCUAUCCCUAUCCAGACGACAACAUCCAGCGGCCCCAGUUCAACCCCUGCUUUUCUGCGUGCGCAAAGAACAACCGACCCGAGGAUUGCUGUACCGGACAAUACGACUCGCCCAGCUCGUGUCAGCCAAGCCUCUACUCCAAGAAGGUCAAGGAAGUCUGCCCAGACGCGUACAGUUAUGCGUUCGACGACCAAACCUCGACCUUUAUUAUUCCUUCUGGUGCCGGCUUCGAGGUUGUCUUUUGCCCGGGUGCUCGCUCCACGACAAUCCUCACGACAAACAGGGAUGAGAUGCUACAGUUGGCACAGCAAGGAAAAGUCGAGAAGCAAGCUACGCUGGGGUUGAAACGAGCCCGGAGUGACGUGGUCCGCAGGAGCACUGCAUCGGGAAUAUGUCGACUUGACCGCGCCAUGUUGGCGGUGACUGUGAUAACGGCAGCCUUUGCUUCUGUGCCCAUCAUGGCACAAAAUCAAACUUUCAGCUGCCACCGUUUGGCGAACGGGUGGAACUUUAAACAAGCUGACAACACGGGGGGUGUGUGGCUACCAGUAAAGUCGGUCCCCACGAACGUCCAUCUGGACUUGAUGGACAAUGGCGAAAUUCCCGACCCUUUUCUAGGCUUCAAUGAGCUCCAGGCGGAGUGGGUGGCCGGCAAGGCCUGGACAUACAAGGUCGAGCUGCCUAAAGUCUCUGAGCCCCCAGAGGGAACUGUCUGCGUACUUGCCUUUGAUGGCCUGGACACGUUCGCGACUGUCAAGCUCAAUGGCGAGACUAUACUUGAGAGCAACAACAUGUUUGUUCCGCAUCGUGUGGAUAUCACCAAGAAGCUGGCCUUCAGCAAGGACAACGUGCUCGAAAUCGACUUUGCAUCUGCCCGCCUCGAAGCCAUCAAGAUUAAAGAAAAGCAUCCAGAGCACAAGUGGGUGGGCUUCAAUGGCGAUAUGGCUAGACUUGGCGUAAGAAAAGCCCAGUACCACUGGGGCUGGGACUGGGGCCCAAUCCUCAACACGUGUGGCCCUUGGCGCGAGGUGCGCCUGGAAACAUAUGCAGCCAGGAUCCAGGACCUGCGGGUGGAUUACCAGCUUGACGACAGCUUGAAGACGGUCCAGGGAGCCAUUUCAGCAGUCGUUGAAGGCGCAUGUGCAGACAGUGUCUGCUUCAUUAUGUUUGACGGCGAUACGAAUGUCUUCCACGAAGUCACCAAAAUCAGUCAAGGUAAGGCAAAGGUCGACUUUCAUAUCAACAACCCAAAGCUGUGGUACCCGCACGGCUAUGGUGCGCAGCCCCUCUACACCGUCACGGCAACGCUCCUCGCAGACGGCGUGGAAAUCCACCAGGCGUCACGCAAAACCGGAUUCCGCAAAGGCGAGCUCAUCCAGGAACCCGACGAAAUUGGCAAGAGUUUCUAUUUCCGCGUCAACGACGUCGAUGUCUUCUGCGGCGGCUCAGACUGGAUUCCGGCAGACUCGUUUACGCCGCGAGUGACCGAGGACAAAUACCGCAAAUGGCUCGAGAUGAUGGUGGACGGCUACCAGGUCAUGAUCCGGAUCUGGGGCGGCGGCAUCUGGGAAGAGGACAUCUUCUACGACAUCUGCGACGAGAUUGGUGUGCUGGUGUGGCAAGAUUUCAUGUUUGGCUGCGGCAACUAUCCCGCCUUUCCGGACCUGCUGCACUCAAUCAAGGAAGAAUGUACCGCCAACGUCACCCGACUGCGACAUCACCCUUCCAUCGUCAUCUAUGCCGGCAACAACGAGGACUAUCAGGUGCAGGAAUCAUAUGGCUUGACCUACGAUUACGACGACAAGGAUCCGGAGAGCUGGCUCAAGACGGAUUUCCCGGCUAGGUACAUUUAUGAAAAGUUGCUGCCUGACGUUGUCGCCGCGCAAAGCCCUCAUGUGCCCUACCACCCGGGGUCGCCCUGGGGCGACGGGCUCAGGACGUCGAAUCCCACCGUGGGUGACAUGCACCAGUGGAACGUGUGGCAUGGCACCCAGGAAAAGUACCAAAUCUUCGACACGCUGGGCGGGCGCUUCAACAGUGAGUUUGGCAUGGAGGCGUUCCCGCACAUUGAUACCAUCAAGCACUAUUGCACAGACCCGUCUCAGCUGUACCCGCAAAGCCAUAUGUUGGACUUUCACAACAAGGCAGAUGGCCACGAGCGGCGCAUCGCUACGUAUCUGGUGGAGAACUUCCGCACUAAGACUGAUUUAGAGUCCUUUAUCCACCUCACACAGCUCUCGCAGGCCGAAGCACUCAUGUUUGGCUACCGGGGCUGGCGACGUCAGUGGGGUCAAAAGCGACAUUGCGGUGGUGCCCUCGUGUGGCAGCUCAAUGACUGCUGGCCAGUCACGUCGUGGUCCAUUGUCGACUACUUCCAGCGCAAGAAGCCGGCCUACUAUGCCAUGCGCAGGGUGCUUGCGCCCAUUGCCGUGGCCGUCAAGCGGGCCCACUUUGACUGGAGCGUCGUGCAUGCAAGAGUGCCAAGCACGAGCGACUACGAGGUCUGGGUGGCGAGCCAGCAUGCUGAUCCAGUGACUGCGACUGUUGAGCUGCGGUACGUUAGCGUGCAGAGUGGGAAGGAGAUUAAGGAGGCGAUUAUCAAAAGGGACAUUGAACUCGUCGCCAACGGCACCACCGACGUGCUGUCUGGCACAAUUGACAACCGGAACGAGGAGCCGCAUGUCCUAGCUGCACGCAUCUGGGUCAACGGGGAGAUUGUGUCGCGAGACGUGGAUUGGCCGCAGCCGCUCAAGUACCUGGAUUUCGAGCAUCGUGGCGUCCAAGUAAUACCGCAGGGUGAGACAAUUGUCGCCAGGGCGCAGAAACCGACAAAGGGACUGGUCUUUGAAGAGCGCUCGGGCGUGCUGGUCCAUGACAGUGCCAUUGACAUUGUCCCUGGCGAUGAGCAGGUCAUCAAGGUGAGGGGGCUUGGCAAGCAGGACGAGCCCCUCAAGUGGACAUAUCUGGGCAAAGAUUGA